CUCUAUAAUCUUUCUAAUCAUUUUACUCGUCCGAAGCCGCCUGUAUGCGCAGGGCUUUCGAGCACGGUGCUCUUCUUGUGUUUCGGAGCAAGAUGGGUGUGGCCUAGGCUGACCCUCAGCUUAGGCUACCCUCCCUGCUACCCCUCUCCUGUUCUAACUGCCUCCUCCAAUGCUUCCAGUCCCCAUUCGUCUUCUCUUCGGGCCCUUUCCGUCAUCUGCUGUAGGUGCGCUCGGGGUAGAGCUACACUGGUGCUGGCUAGGAAUUGUAGCAAUGCUCUCGUAGCUUUGGGCUCUCCUAGGAGUCGUCCUUAUGAAUAUUCUUCUGCAGUAGUGGGCCUCAUGACUCCGUCUGUCUCUAGGUCUUUGUAGAGCCUGUUUCGUUGGUGUCGCUAUUUCCGACAUUCAAAGAGAAGAUGUUGUGUUGUCUCCCUUGGUAUACCACAUCCUUCACAGGUUGCAUCCUCCUGGACCCGGAUCCGAUGUAGGUAUGCUCCUAUAGCUGCAUGUCCUGACUUCAGUUUAAAAUAGCGGUUUGCUAGGUGCUUGGGAGUCAUUGC
Messenger RNA from Aspergillus ruber CBS 135680, 557 nucleotides. RefSeq lists its product as uncharacterized. The annotation marks the transcript as partial. The record is from RefSeq and is a predicted model, not a curated record. NCBI's taxonomy places the organism in Eukaryota, Fungi, Ascomycota, Eurotiomycetes, Eurotiales, Aspergillaceae. The transcript has a single exon.